Molecule: messenger RNA, 1549 nt
Organism: Daldinia caldariorum
Lineage: Eukaryota; Fungi; Ascomycota; Sordariomycetes; Xylariales; Hypoxylaceae
Exons: 1
Coding region: 134-1039 (301 amino acids)
Biological process (GO): peptidyl-lysine dimethylation
Molecular function (GO): protein-lysine N-methyltransferase activity
Source: RefSeq, a predicted model, not a curated record
AGAAGGACGACGACCAAGCGGCCAAGAUAAAAAAAAAAAAAAAAAAAAAGGUCUCUAGUAUCCCCUUGUCAAUGGCCAGCACACAACCAUCCCUGCAUUAUUUGAGCCUCAAAAAGUUACUCGGCCGAGCAGGAUGGCCCUCACGAGCCGCAUCUCACUCUACGGUCCUCCCUCCUCAGACCCCGAGGAUUAUCUCAGUUCCUCGCUAGGGGUUAUCUUCCCAGAUGAUGUGACAAACCAGCAUGGCGACGCAGAGCAUUCGCUGCUCUACACGUCUCCGCACCUGCCCAGGCCCUUGUACAUCGCGCUCGCGGAUCCGGAUCGGGAGGCCGACCGCAAGCUCUUUAGCCACUACUUGUGGAACGCGAGCCUGCUGCUUGCCGAGUUUGUCGAAGCCGACACCCUAGGCCUGCCCCUCGAUGUCGGCUUGCGCCGGCUCCAGCCCUCCGCCUUCGAUGUCGCUAACCUUGAGACACUCGAACUCGGCGCCGGCACCGCAUUGCCCAGCCUUAUGGCUGCCUUGCUCGGGGCCAAGAGCGUGGCCGUGACCGACUACCCCUCCGAGACUGUCUUAGAUACGCUGCGCAAAAACGUCGCGGCUAAUGCUAAGACCGAAAACUCGCCCAAGAACUCUCUCGCACCACUGACCGUCGAGGGUCACGCUUGGGGUGAGCUAGAAACCCCCUUCGCGGUAGAGCAUAAAGGCCGUUUUGAUCGUGUUUUCGUAUGCGACUGCCUGUGGAUGCCGUGGCAGCACACGAACCUGCAUAAGUCCAUCGCGUGGUUUCUCAAGGACUCCCCGGACGCCAGAGCUUGGGUCAUAGCUGGGUUCCAUACGGGACGCGCCAAGAUGCGCGGUUUCUUCGAGGGUGAACCCCUUGCCGCGGCCGGGCUCGAGGUUGAGAGCAUCUGGGAGCGCGAUUGUGACGGCGUCGAGCGCGAAUGGGUCUGGGACCGUGGUCACGAGGACAUUAGCGUACGGAAGCGGUGGCUCGUCGUCGGUGUGCUAAAGCGGAGAGCGGCAACAGCUGGAAAGUGAGGCAGUCACUAUCGACGAGGGGCUGAAGGCUCAAUACGUAGAUCACGUCCUAAAGCUCCCGUCCCGGCGAUCUUAUAUUUUGGAUCUCUAGGUGCCUGUUGGAUAGAUGAUAAUGCGAGGCUAUCUAUUUUCCACCCGACGAAUGCAUGGGCUUUAAUUAAACCCCUUGGCAAUAAGCUCAGGCAAAGUACAGUGUUGGGCACACAGCCGGCAGACCUAGGCUGUGUUAAAGUAAUCACUGAGCAGCGAAGAUACGCAUGUGCGAAUAGGUACCCCCAAGCGAGGUAACAUGGGACUACCGUAGGUACUAACUGAAAACUCCACUACAAAGGACAGAACUUUUGAAUUGCAGAAGCAUCAUGAGUUAGAUUAGGUACCUACAAAAAAAAAGAGGGAAAAAAAAGAAUAACGAUUGUGAACGACUUGAAGGCUUUUCGAUGGGUUCUUUCUAUUGCCUGCUGAUGCAAACUAUUCGUGACAAGCUCGCCAUCUACCAAAAGGCUAUAUACA